AAAAUUUUAACAGCCUCAUAGAGCAUAACAGAAAACUGGUAGCCAUGGCAACUCGAAGCACCCUGUGAGCAAUCAAAACAAACGGUAACUUUUUUGAUUGUCAAAAAGUGAUUAGUUGAAAAGGUUCUUCAAAAAGUAAAAAGUUAAAUUUAUACAAAAUGGAGCGGCAACGACCUUCAUUGAAGAGAAAGCGCAUCAAGAGGAAACGCAAGACUCAAACGAGCCGCAUUUACCGCAGAACAGAGAGAGAGGUGCAAUCGUUACUUUCGCACUGCAGAAAUCACAUUGGUUUUCAAGCUUCGCAGGAUUUUGAAGCUCGAAGCCUGAAUUUUUUUCAUAGCAGCGGAAGAAUUGAAUGGGACUCAAGUGACAUUGAGAAUAGUAAGAGUGGGGAGGAGGAUUCAUUAGCUGGAGCUGGUUUCAUACAAAUAGAUCUAUCCGAUCCACCCUUGGUCAGUCCCCGGCUGUAUAGUCAACAUCAUAACCAGGACAAGAGUCAACAUUAUAAUCCAAGCGAUAAAUUACACUUGCCACUUCAGUUCAAUGACUGCGAGGUGCAACUGAAGCGUUCGCAGAUUCGCAUGCUGAAUCGUUACCAGGAGGAGGCCAAAACGAGAAGGGACAAUGGGAAACUAGUUACCGGAUUGAUAGCACAAUUCACACAGAAUGCAUUGGAAACGGGUCGCUUUAUCAUCGAUGCGACGCUUUAUCGAAGCAAUUGUGUGAAACGGUUCAAGAGCGUGUUCCUUGCACCUACUCCAGUGUCGGAGUUCCAAGGUCUGCCCACACGUCGCUGCCUGAGGCUGUGCCUCAAGCAACUGCGCUUCAGUGCACAUCCCCAGCUGCUGGAGGAGCAUCGUCUGUCGCAGCAGCUGCAGGAUAUCUAUGAUCUCUACAUACAGCAUGUCAACAACGAGAUUUGCAGCAAAUUGCGCCAGGAAUUGCAAAUGGCGCGUCACGUAGCCACCAGAUUACUCCAUGCCACUGACCAGCUGCAUCCGUCAUCACAACUGGCUGGACACAUCCAACGUCAGCUGCGAUUGACACAACAGCUGCGGACACGCUACUACGCCGAGUCUAGGGCACAGCGUAGUCUUCUCCAGCAACUGCUCACUCUGUGGGCCAAGUUGAAGGAGCUGCGCAAGCAGCAGCAGUUUCAAUGCACCCGCUUUCAGCUCAGUCUCCGGCUGAUUCAGCCAGCUGAUCUGGACGCUUCGUGCUCCGCUUGGAAGAAGCGUUUCGAGACGGAUCUGGCCGAAGUGUAUCGCGAGCACCUGGAGGUGUACUAUAGCCGACGACGCCUCUGGAGCAGCGAGCAACAAUCGAAGCCGCCACGAAAGCCUCGAUUUGAGGAUAUUAUGGAAAAACUGAAGGUGCAAUACGAACGAGCCUUCCAGGACCCUGAGGAACCCGAAGUGCAUGUGCUACAAGUGCCCGCCGAUGAAGCCACCCUCAAUCUCCAGUCCAACAACGAGCAGUUGCCCAAAGCACGCAACUACUAUAUGAAAAUCUACCUAGACAAUCAAUUUGUAGCCCAGACACGGAGCUAUCGUCUGGAACCGGAUCUGCAUAUGCACAUGAAUGAAAGUAUUGGUGUUUUGCUUGACAGAUCUCUGCCGGAACAGAUCAACAUUUGGCUAUAUGAGAAGUCGACGGUCACGUCACACAGUCGCCGAUUGGCGUUGAUAAGCGCUCCAUUGUCGGGAAAUAAAUUCGAGGCAGCGCAGCAGAAACUCGGUUUUGAGGUUGCGUCAUCAUCGGGAGCACUGCGUCCCAAGUUGGCGGGCGAUCUACACUUGCAAGUCGACUACCGCUGCACAGAUGGCGCCAGCAGUCGUGACGUGGAUGACAUACAAAAUCUACCGGAUGCAUUGUGUCAAGCGUUGCUGCCAAAGAAACUGGCAGCGUGGCCAACGAACUUGGAGGCAAAGCAAGUCACGCCCAGGCCACCGUGCCGUUCCAGACACAGAUCCAAGUCGUCAACUGGACAUGUGAAGCCGCUAAUCUUUGCCGAGCAUGAGCUGCAGCUGUGCAGCGUGGAGGAACUGUGGGAGAAUAGACGCUUCCAGCUGCUCCACUCGCGUCAUCAGCAACGCAAUCUGCACACGAAGCAGCUGCGCUUUGUGCCCGCCCUGGAGCAUGAAGUUGCCCAGCUGGAGGAGCCCAUUGACAGUGCCGGUCAAUUGCUGGACCCGGGCACAACAUGGGAUCCCAUUGAUCUGCACAAGCAUCGCGGACGCAAGUAUAUUCAGCUGCUCUACGAGACGAUCACCAGUCAGUGCGUGCAACGUGCCAAAUCCUUGCAAGCGACGCUGCCAAUGCUGCAGCUGCUCGGUGCGGAUGGUGUGGAACAGGCCACCGGUUGGACUGGACUGUGGCGUGCUCUGUGCUCCUUUUUGUUUCGCCAGCAGGCGGCACCACUGCGCGAUCCCACAUGGCAGCCGCAGCCACAGUCGCCGGAUGGAGCACAGCAGUUCAACAUCUCGUUGCAUGUGGUGCGCGCAACGGGAGUUCCGGUGCGUAGUCGCCACAUCCUCAACGUGGAGCGUCAGGGACGGAGACGCAGCAGCGCAGGCACAGGAACGAGCAGCGAUCUCAAUGCCAGUUUAUUUGUCACACAAACACUGAUGUACUCCAAUGUGCGUCCCUUUGUCACAUUGAGCUAUGGUCAGAGACUGUGCCGCAGCAGCACAGCCGAGGGUUCGAAUCCCACCUGGAAUGAGCAGUUGCAGCUGCAGCUCACGGGUCAUCCGUCUGAGCUGCGUGACGAUAUCAAGAUUAGUCUCUUUGACGAGCUUAUCGAACAGCAAUAUACGGACGAGGCUGCUGAUGUCUAUCAGCGGGUGCAGUGCAACUGGCUGGGAGAGUAUCGCAUACCCAUAAGUCGACUCUUGGCCAAUCGCAAGUUCGAGGGAUGCAUUGAGCUGUGCAUGCCCAAAGUGUUGGUGGGCUACAAGCGACCGCUAAUUGAAUCUGUGACAAACAUAUCCGUCGAUCAGUAUCCCGAGUUUAAGGAGAGCGUGCAUCUUUGGUUCUACCUGAGCAUCGAGCCCGGCUGUGAGCUGACGCCCCUUCAAGUUGGCGGCCUUGCCUGCGCCGAGCUGCCAGAGCUGCAGCAAUUCCUCGGCGAGCGACGCUUGGAGUUGCAACAGCUGCUGCCACAGCCGCAGCGCUAUGUGGAUCCGCUGAUCUGCACGUCGCAUGGCAAGCGCGUCUGCCUGACACGUCUGCUGGAGCCGGUGCCACUGCCACAUCCGCUUCCGCUUUCGAUGUCCAAUGAGAGUCAGGUGGAGAGUGUGUGUCGCUUCGUCUCGCUUCUGUGUCCCUUGCGCACUUAUAUGGAUGCCUGUCAGAGUUUUCAGGGUGUUUGGCUGGACAAUCAAACGAUGCUCGACUGCACCUGGUGCUCUGCCAAGGAUUUGGGUGUGCUUCUCUGCAACUAUAUGCUAUCGCUGGGCCUGGAAUGCUGGCUGCUCCUCGGCAUGGCCUGUCCCUACGGUGAAUGCACUUUCGUCAUCUUUCGAGAUCCGGAAACCGCCGAGCUGUUGCUGGUGGCACCUGCCACAGGCAAGCGUUACCAACUGCAGGAUAUUUUUUGCCCCCUGACGCGGGUCUUUUGCAUUGUGGGCACAGACAACAUAUAUUUCAACAUUCAGUCUGAGUCACGCGUCAGCAUGACGAAUUUCAACAUACUCGAUGGUGCUUGCUGGUUACCGUUGUUCAACAAGCGCCAAGCGGCGCCUCAAGGCGGAGUCCACAAGCUGGACUAUGUGUACAAGCUGAGCUACGAUCUCAACCAGCUGCAGAAGCACAUCGAGCGCAAGAUCAUGAAGAAGAUAAGUGCCUGGCGCACCACACGCAAGACCAUUUGGAAUCGUGCCUUUCAGACGCGUUUGUUGAGAAUUUUAAGCGAUAUGGAAAAGUUGGCCACAUUCCCGGGCAGCCGUUACGACGAGCCCGCCUACAGCGAGGAAUUGGAACGGGAGUAUCCCAACUAUAGACUGUACGGUUUCACAAUCAACUUUUCCUACACAAACCUGGCAGCCAUCUCGGAGCGUAUUCGCACCACUUGCAUUCACUACAACAACAAUUCCCUAGUCGAAUUUUGUGUGGCGGUGCAUAUCAAUGCCUAUGCCAACGACGUGCUCUCCGUCUGGGUGUUCCUCCUGUCCAUAGUACCACUGGUCGCCUGAUCGCAGCUAUGAAUCAAUACAA
Molecule: messenger RNA, 4215 nt
Organism: Drosophila innubila
Lineage: Eukaryota; Metazoa; Arthropoda; Insecta; Diptera; Drosophilidae
Gene: Cc2d2a
Product: coiled-coil and C2 domain-containing protein 2A
Exons: 7
Coding region: 159-4193 (1344 amino acids)
Biological process (GO): protein localization to ciliary transition zone; non-motile cilium assembly
Cellular component (GO): ciliary transition zone
Source: RefSeq, a predicted model, not a curated record